This is a messenger RNA of Brachypodium distachyon (stiff brome), 2697 nucleotides long. Its product is annotated as double-strand break repair protein MRE11. Gene Ontology annotation, molecular function: manganese ion binding; DNA endonuclease activity; 3'-5'-DNA exonuclease activity. Gene Ontology annotation, cellular component: nucleus; Mre11 complex. Lineage: Eukaryota; Viridiplantae; Streptophyta; Magnoliopsida; Poales; Poaceae. Gene Ontology annotation, biological process: double-strand break repair via nonhomologous end joining; mitochondrial double-strand break repair via homologous recombination; mitotic G2 DNA damage checkpoint signaling. The transcript has 23 exons. The record is from RefSeq and is a predicted model, not a curated record. The coding region runs from base 299 to 2407 and encodes 702 amino acids.
AAAAAAAAAGCAACUCUCUUCUUCCUCCGGUCGCUCGGUCUCCGCUGCUGCGCCCUCCGCCCGCCGCCGCGUACCGGUGCAGCAAUCCCCAAUUCCGCCGCCGUUGAAGGGUGAGUCUGCGGGGGUCCGUCGUCCGACUGUUCUUGGAACCGCGACUAACACGAACGGUGGUUCUGCCCCUGAACUUCCCGCCAGGUCUCCACGGCUUCUUCCAGGCGGGUGGAGGUGGCUGUAGGAGGUGAAGUGAGAUAUUGAUUGGACAAAGUACUCGGGCUCUAGUUGGAACCAGCACAGGGCAAUGGAACACGAUCUCGACAUGCUCCGAAUACUUGUGGCCACCGAUUGCCAUCUAGGCUACAUGGAGAAGGACGAGAUACGAAGGUUUGAUUCGUUUGAGGCUUUUGAGGAGAUAUGCUCAUUAGCGGAGCAGAAUAAGGUAGACUUUGUGCUUCUUGGCGGUGACCUAUUCCAUGAGAACAAGCCUUCGCGAUCAACCUUGGUGAAGACUAUUGAGAUUCUACGCCGCUUCUGCUUAAAUGACCAGCCAGUGAAGUUCCAGGUUGUCAGUGAUCAGACAAUCAACUUCCCAAACAGAUUUGGCCAAGUAAACUAUGAAGACCCCAAUUUUAAUGUUGGCUUGCCUGUGUUCACUAUCCAUGGAAAUCAUGAUGAUCCUGCUGGGGUGGAUAACCUCUCUGCUAUUGAUAUCCUUUCGGCCUGCAACCUUGUAAAUUAUUUCGGGAAGAUGGACCUUGGUGGCUCUGGUGUUGGUCAAAUAGCAGUUCAUCCAGUACUCGUAAAAAAGGGUACUACUACAGUUGCACUAUAUGGUCUUGGGAACAUUAGAGAUGAACGACUGAACAGAAUGUUUCAGACACCUCAUUCAGUACAGUGGAUGCGACCUGAAACUCAAGAUGGUAUGUCAGUAUCCGACUGGUUCAAUAUCCUGGUUCUUCAUCAGAACAGGAUAAAGACAAACCCAAAAAGUGCUAUCAAUGAGCAUUUCUUACCACGGUUUCUGGAUUUCGUGGUAUGGGGCCAUGAGCAUGAAUGUCUUAUUGACCCUCAGGAGGUCCCUGGGAUGGGUUUUCACAUCACUCAGCCAGGCUCAUCAGUUGCCACCUCCCUGAUUGAUGGUGAAGCAAAACCAAAGCAUGUUCUUUUGUUAGAAAUCAAGGGAAACCAGUAUAGGCCAAACAAAAUACCUUUGAGGUCUGUUAGACCUUUUGAGUAUGCUGAGGUUGUGUUGAAAGAUGAAGCAGAUGUUGACCCUAACGACCAGGACUCUGUUCUUGAACAUUUGGAUAAAAUUGUAAGAAAUCUGAUUGAGAAGAGUAGUCAACCAACAGCCAGUAGACCAGUGCCCAAACUUCCAUUAAUUCGAAUCAAGGUAGAUUACUCUGGGUUUUCAACAAUAAACCCGCAACGAUUUGGCCAGAAGUAUGUUGGCAAGGUUGCAAACCCCCAAGAUAUUCUCAUUUUCUCAAAAGCAGCAAAGAAGCGCCAGACUACAGGAGGAGAAAAUGUUGAUGACUCUGAGAAACUGCGCCCUGAGGAACUAAACCAACAAACUAUUGAAGCAUUGGUUGCCGAAAAUAACUUGAAAAUGGAGAUUCUUCCAGUUGAUGACUUGGAUAUUGCAUUGCAUGACUUUGUCAGCAAGGAUGACAAGACGGCAUUCUAUGCCUGUUUGCAGAGAAAUCUUGACGAAACCAGAAAGAAACUGAAUUCUGAAGCAGAGAAAUUUAAAAUCGAGGAAGAAGAUAUAAUAGUCAAAGUUGGCGAGUGCAUGCAGGAACGCGUAAAGGAAAUAUCCCUCCGCUCCAAGGGUGACACGCGGUUCACAUCAGGCUCUCAAAAUUUGGAUACUGGAGGCAAAUCUGUAACAGCUCAAAGUAGCCUCAACACUUUUAGUGAUGACGAGGACACCAGGGAGAUGCUUCUUGGUACCAGAUCAACUAACGUUGGAAGGAAAACAUCUGGAUUUACUAGACCAUCUAAAGAUGCUACUGGUGAUGCUAAAGCUGGAGGGUCCAGAAGAGGCAGGGGAAGAGGCACCAGCUCUUUGAAGCAGACCACUCUUAGUUUCAGCCAAUCAAGGGCAUCUGCUGCUAUCCGCAGUGAGGAUGUGGACUCAUCCUCAAACGAGGAAGCGGAGAUUGAAGCAAACGAAGUUGCUGAUUCAGAACCGGAGGAUAGUUUCCAACAAAGUGGACGGAAAAGACCAGCUCCUAGAGGUAGAGGUAGGGCUCGAGGCACUACAACAGCAAAAAGGGGGAGAAAAACAGAUAUUGCUUCCAUCCAAAGCAUGGUGAUGAGCAAAGAUGAUGAAAGUGAUGAAGAUGACACGCCUAAGAAACCUCCUCCUCGGGUCACCAGGAACUAUGGAGCCAUCAGGAGGAGAUAAUUUUCAGGAAGCACUUGCUUUGGAGAAUUUAGACCUUGGUCUCAGAAUACUGAACUGUUAACCUGGCAGGUGGUCUGUUUCCAGCGAACAACUAGAACGUGAUUACAUAAUCUCGUGUAUACAUGCCCAGGUGUAGUAGUUAGUUUGUACAUGGCAUGCAUAUCAGUCAGUGUGUUACUAACAAUAAUUUUAAGCCGACAGCAUGUACGUGCACUGUGUUUCCAGGUCAAGUCUUGUCACUUACGUUCAUGGCAUCCUACGACCUACGUUAUACAAAUCAUUGAAGUGAA